This is a messenger RNA of Trichomycterus rosablanca, 829 nucleotides long. RefSeq names its product NME/NM23 nucleoside diphosphate kinase 6 (gene nme6). Gene Ontology annotation, molecular function: nucleoside diphosphate kinase activity. The coding region runs from base 125 to 673 and encodes 182 amino acids. Gene Ontology annotation, biological process: negative regulation of cell growth; CTP biosynthetic process; negative regulation of mitotic nuclear division. The transcript has 5 exons. Gene Ontology annotation, cellular component: mitochondrion. Lineage: Eukaryota; Metazoa; Chordata; Actinopteri; Siluriformes; Trichomycteridae. The record is from RefSeq and is a predicted model, not a curated record.
GCCCAUGCAAGCGGCGAGACUCCAGUAGCAAAUGCUAAAUGAAACACAGUAACCUCAAGAGCGUUGUUUGUUUACUGUUAUGGAGACAAUCGUACUGAAGGAGUUCUUAAAUUAGGAGCAGGUGAUGAUUAUGACUGGAACGAGAUUUGGGAGGGUGCUGCAGCUUACCCUCGCCAUUAUCAAACCGGACGCUGUAGCUCACCCUCUAAUAAUGGAGGCUCUUCAUCAAAAAAUUCUGGAGAACAACUUCAUCAUUGUUAGGAAGAAAGAUCUGAUCUGGAGAAAAAAUGAUUCUGAGAGGUUUUAUGCUGAGCAUGAAGGACGUUUCUUCUACCAACGUCUAGUUGAAUUCAUGUCGAGUGGUCCAAUGAGAGCGUACAUCCUGGCCAGGGAGGAUGCUAUUACCCGCUGGCGGGAAUUGAUGGGCCCUACUAAAGUGUACAGAGCACGGUACACUUCACCAAGCACCCUACGAGCCCAAUACGGGCUGACCGACACCAGAAACACAACUCAUGGUUCAGAUUCACUGGAAUCAGCCAAGAGAGAGAUCGCCUUCUUCUUUCCUGAGUUCAGUGUUCAGCAGUGGUUGGAGGUGGACGAGCCAUGUUUUAGGACAGGUCAAAUGGAAUAUGAUCAAGAGAGACAAAUACAUACCCCACUCAAGCAGAUCUGAUCAUCCCACUGCCUUAACCAAAUACUGCACUUAUGUACGUCAAACCCGGACAAGCCUGUAUAUGCUAACGCCUUUGUUACCCAAGUGCUGUUGAUAUGUUGCUCUCUCAUUUGAUUUACAGCCCAACUCUUAAAAUAAAUGUUUGUCACAACCUGG